AUGGCACCCGACACGAUCGACGCGCUCGACCGCCUCGGUUUCCAGUGGCCGUGCACCGACCUCGAUCUCGUGACGCCGGCGACGCGACUGUACCAAAAGCUCGCAUGCUUGAGGGAAAUGGUGCCAGCGGAAUUUGUCGUGUCUCGCAACAAUGCGUGGCCGACAUAUCUUCACGGCGUCGCGCUCGGAAAGCUCGCAGAGGAGCUUCGGGUACAUCUUGACUGCCAGCGCGCCACGUGCGCGUCGAGCCUCGCAACUGCUGCUGGGAUCGACGACGACGCAUCCGACCCGUCGUCUCCCGCUGCAGUGUUUACGCCGGCGACGAUCGAAUUCGGUGCUAUGCCGCAAUCCACGGCGGCGACGACGUCCCAGUGCUUUUUCACGUGCCGAAUCUGCGUCCGUGGCCAGUCGAAGCCGCUGGGCUUCUUUGUGCACGAGAGCCAACGCGCUCCUCCCGAGGGUCGCCGUCCUCCGUGUGAAACCAGUGGGCCCCAUGGUGCAAGCGCCGAAUUCGACAUGGCGGAAUUCGACGACGGCAUCGACAUGGCAGACGAUGCUUGUGCUACUGCCAACGUCGCCGUAUCCGACGACGGUACGCGUGCGAAGAGUCCUCGCGAGGACGGUUCUAUGAGCAUCGACGCCGACAACGAUGACUACGACCUGGAGACUGCCAUGUCCUCGGACGACGACGACGACGAUGCUUUUGGCGACGACGACGCGGCUUUGGCUAUCGCACCCGAGGCUGUGUCCCAGAACGAGUGCAGCACAAUCCUGGAUACCAGCAUCGACGUACCGAGCCCCAAGCCCUCAGACAAGAGCGACGCGCCAGGUGCGGAAGAUUGCGAUACCACGCCGUCCCCGAACGAGCUUUCAUUGCCCGCGAGCUUUGAUCGCCCAGACGCCAUUUGCACCACACCACAAGGCGAACGCGCGCCUCCGAGCCCGAAGAGCCCAUCGCGACCCACCGCUGAAGAGAGUGCGCUUUUAGCAAAUGAGAUGGCUCGGAAUUGCGGUGCCUCGGCGACGUCUGUCCGCAUCGAGACAUGCACUUUGCAGCCCACGACCAGCGCCGAAUCGACGAUCUCGCACGACGACAGCUGCGACCCAGCGAUCGUCUCGCUGGCCCUCAAGAGCUUUUACGCUUUAUACUCGCAUCAAGUCAUCCCGAUCGACUUUUGCGUCCCACGCCAAGACGCUCGGUGGCCGCGCGUCUGUUGGGGGCUGGCGCUAGGCUCGCUCUGGGCAAGAGCAAGAACCGAGGCGCCAGUGCCACCUCCAGAUCUGGCGCUGACGAUGCAGGCUCUCGGUGUCUACUACGAGAUCACGGGCCCUUUGCACGUCUCGCCCAGCUUUGUCGUGCCAUCCAAUUCGACCAAGUGGCCGCGUCACUUGUGGGGCCUGUCGCUUCGACUACCUCCGGGCACCGAGACGCCGUUUGGUCGCUACCACGGUCCCGACGACGUCAGCGUCGACUGGGCCGCUUGA
Messenger RNA from Saprolegnia parasitica CBS 223.65, 1485 nucleotides. RefSeq lists its product as hypothetical. Bases 1 to 1485 code for a protein of 494 amino acids. The record is from RefSeq and is a predicted model, not a curated record. The transcript has a single exon. NCBI's taxonomy places the organism in Eukaryota, Oomycota, Saprolegniomycetes, Saprolegniales, Saprolegniaceae.